Macrobrachium nipponense is the source of this 518-nucleotide messenger RNA. Its product is annotated as neuropeptide-like protein 30. The coding region runs from base 125 to 364 and encodes 79 amino acids. The transcript has 2 exons. The record is from RefSeq and is a predicted model, not a curated record. Lineage: Eukaryota; Metazoa; Arthropoda; Malacostraca; Decapoda; Palaemonidae.
AGUUUCAAAAUAGAUCGUUGGCAACUCUCCGCUCCAGAAGUAGUCUCCUAUAAAUAACAGGUCGCAAGGCUGACUGACAUACACUUCCAGACUCAGCGAAGAAAGAAGCAGAAAUCAAUUCACCAUGAAAACUAUCAGUGUUGCCCUGUUGGCGUUGGUGGCCCUUUUUGCCCUGAUGGAGGUCACUGGAGCCCUGCCAGCACCCGAACCUAGCAGACGUUUCUUCUUUGGAGGAAGUCCCUAUGGCUUCGGCGGUUACGGCUACAGACCCCACGGAUUCGGCUUUGGCUACGGCGGAUACGGUGGAGGCUUUGGAGGGUUCGGUGGUGGAUUUGGUGGAUACGGUGGUGGUUUCUUCGGUUGAUAACCAUCUUGUCUUUCAAGACGAUACCGGAAUUUCGAACAUCAGUGGCCUCCAUGAACAACUUUUUGGUUGAAAAUCAUAACUGAAAGAAUGCUAGUAAAAACUAAAAGUAUAUUUUUCUAUAAAUUAUAAUAAAAAUUUCCAACUUUUAAAA